UGACGGUUUCUUCAACGUCGCUGUUCAGGGCCACAGGGCUCAGGUCAAGUUCAACAUUGUCAGAAUGCAGGGACGUCUCUCCACGGCUUCAGAGGCUGAGGAGGUACCUGGGUAAGCACAAGCUGGGUUCUCUGGUGAGCACACACCGAGCUGCCUGCUUCUCCCCAGUCCAAGGAGGCAGCCAGCCGCCAGGACCGUGGCGGGAAGGGGAGGCCGCCAUUACCGCAGUUCCCGCCGGGACCUGAAGCGCCCGGCCGCGACAAGCCCCGCCCCUCGGCGCGCCCCCGCGCCCGCGCGCGCUCCUCGGGUCUGCGCGGAGCCGGCGUCGGCGCGCGCUUGGGCGCCUGGAGAAGACCGAGAGAGGCUGGCGGGAUCUCAGCGGCGCGGCCGCGGAACCUGAGGCGGUCUGGGGCGGCGGCGCUCCGGAUCUGAAGGGCUCCAGCCAAGCGGAGCCCGCGGCCAAGUGGUGCCCGCGGUGCCUAAGCUGAGUGAGGCCGAGGCCGGGAGGCCGUGCCCGGAGUAAGGCAAAAGAGAAUGAAAGACGUAGAUAACCUCAAAAGUGUAAAACAAGAAUGGGUUUGUGAAACAGGAUCUGAUAAUCAACCUCUUAGUAAUAAUCAACAAUCAAAUUGUGAAUAUUUUGUUGAUAGCCUUUUUGAGGAAGCUCAGAAGGUUGGUUCCAAAUGCGUGUCUCCCACUGAACAGAAAAAACAGGUAGAUGUAAAUAUAAAAUUAUGGAAAAACGGAUUCACCGUCAACGAUGAUUUCAGAAGUUAUUCCGAUGGUGCCAGUCAGCAGUUUUUGAACUCCAUCAAAAAGGGGGAAUUACCUUCAGAAUUACAGGGAAUUUUUGAUAAAGAGGAGGUGGACGUUAAAGUUGAAGACAAGAAAAAUGAAAUAUGUUUGUCUACAAAGCCUGUGUUCCAGCCCUUUUCAGGACAGGGUCACAGACUAGGAAGUGCCACACCAAAAAUUGUUUCUAAAGCAAAGAGUAUUGAAGUUGAAAAUAAAAAUAAUUUGUCUGCUGUUCCGCUGAACAACUUGGAACCAAUUACUAAUAUACAGAUCUGGUUAGCCAAUGGGAAAAGGAUUGUUCAGAAAUUUAACAUUUCUCAUAGAGUAAGCCAUAUCAAAGACUUCAUUGAAAAAUACCAAGGAUCUCAAAGAAGUCCUCCGUUUUCCCUGGCAACAGCUCUUCCUGUCCUCAGGUUGCUAGAUGAGACACUCACACUGGAAGAAGCAGAUUUACAGAAUGCUGUCAUCAUUCAGAGACUCCAAAAAACUGCUGCACCUUUUUGAGAACUUUCAGAGCACUGAUUUUUGAUAGACUAAGUGGAAAAUUUGCGAAGAAAUGAUGGUUGUAAGUGGACAUGCAAACCAAAAUUGGGGACUGGAGAAGUCAGACUCACUAGACUUUUGGUUUGAGUACUGUUGAACUCUCUCUUGAUGAGAUGUUUAGAUAAGUACAAGUUAGGAAAGUAGCAUAUGACUGGAAACUAUAUUCAGUGCACUUUCUCCAAAAGGCUACUCAGAAAAAUAGACUUAUUUUCAAAUACCAGUUAUCAGUAUAUAUUAAAUAGCUGUAUUAUUUAGAAUCUUAAUAUGGUAUAAAUUAGCUAAUGUGUUCACAAUAUUCAUUCAAACAUCAUUCCCGGACAGCAGGGAUUUAUUUAAAUGUUAGCUGCCUCAGAGUGUUUAAAUAGCUAAUACGACCGGGCGCGGUGGCUCACGCCUGUAAUCCCAGCACUUUGGGUGGCCAAGAUAGGCAGAUCACAAGGUCAAGAGAUUGAGACCAUCCUGGCCAACAUGGUGAAACCCCGUCUCUACUAAAAAUAUACCUGGGUGUGGUGGUGCACACCUGUAGUCCCAGCUACUCGGGAGGCUGAGGCAGUAGAAUCGCUUGAACCCAGGAGGUAUAGGUUGCAGUGAGCCGAGGUUGAGCAAUUGCACUCCAGCCUGGCGACAGAGCAAGACCUCCUCUCAAAAAUAAAUAAAAUAAAAUUGUGGCCAGGCACAAUGGCUCAUGCGUGUAAUCCCAACACUUUGGGAGACUGAGUUGGGAGGAUCACUUGAAGCCAGGAGUUUAAAAUCAGAAUGGUCAACAGAGUGAGACCCCUAUUUAUUUUUUUAAUUUAAAAAAUAAAAGUAAAAUUGUGUAGCUUAGUAUAGUGUCAAGAUUAAUCUGCCUACUCACAUUUCUACACUUUCUAAAAAUGUAAUAAAGGAAAAUUCUUUCUA
This is a messenger RNA of Piliocolobus tephrosceles (Ugandan red Colobus), 2238 nucleotides long. It is a transcript of the gene UBXN2A, whose product is annotated as UBX domain protein 2A. NCBI's taxonomy places the organism in Eukaryota, Metazoa, Chordata, Mammalia, Primates, Cercopithecidae. The coding region runs from base 535 to 1299 and encodes 254 amino acids. The transcript is spliced from 7 exons. The record is from RefSeq and is a predicted model, not a curated record. Gene Ontology annotation, biological process: nuclear membrane reassembly; autophagosome assembly; membrane fusion. Gene Ontology annotation, molecular function: ubiquitin binding. Gene Ontology annotation, cellular component: nucleus; cytosol.